Messenger RNA from Manis javanica (Malayan pangolin), 3305 nucleotides. It is a transcript of the gene RSAD2, whose product is annotated as radical S-adenosyl methionine domain containing 2. Gene Ontology annotation, molecular function: catalytic activity; 4 iron, 4 sulfur cluster binding. NCBI's taxonomy places the organism in Eukaryota, Metazoa, Chordata, Mammalia, Pholidota, Manidae. Gene Ontology annotation, cellular component: endoplasmic reticulum membrane; endoplasmic reticulum; mitochondrion. The record is from RefSeq and is a predicted model, not a curated record. Gene Ontology annotation, biological process: positive regulation of immune response; defense response to virus.
GAGGCUGCGAGCUGCAGGCAGUCCCCAACGCCCGCCACCAUGUGGAUGCUCGUGCCCCUGGCGUUUGCAGGCAAGCUGCUGAGCGCUUUCAGGAAGCCUCUGAGCUCUCUGUGGGGCAGCCUGGCGCUCCUGCUCCUCUGGCUGCGGGGCAGGACAGAGGCAGCCGGGAGCACAGGGCACGAGGACGAGGGCGACCCUCGGCCCCUCACUCCCACCAGCGUCAACUACCACUUCACCCGCCAGUGCAACUACAAGUGCGGCUUCUGCUUCCACACGGCCAAAACCUCCUUCGUGCUCCCGCUGCAGGAGGCCCGGCGGGGGCUGACGCUGCUCCGGGAGGCAGGCAUGGAGAAGAUAAACUUCUCAGGCGGAGAGCCAUUCAUCCAUGACCGGGGCGAGUACCUGGGCCAGCUGGUAAAGUUCUGCAAAGAGGAGCUGCACCUGCCCAGCGUGAGCAUCGUGAGCAACGGGAGCCUGAUCCGCGAGCGGUGGUUCAAGAAUUACGGUGACUACUUGGACAUUCUCGCCAUCUCCUGCGACAGCUUUGAUGAGCAAGUUAAUGUCCUUAUUGGCCGUGGUCAAGGCAAGAAGAACCAUGUGGAAAAUCUUCAGAAGCUGAGAACGUGGUGUAGAGAUUACAGAGUGGCCUUCAAGAUAAAUUCUGUCAUUAAUCGAUUCAAUGUGGAAGAGGACAUGAAGGAGCACAUCAGAGCCCUGAGCCCCGUCCGCUGGAAAGUCUUCCAGUGCCUCAUAAUUGAGGGCGAGAAUGCUGGAGAAGAUGCUCUGAGACAGGCAGAGCGGUUCGUUAUCAGUGAUGAGGAGUUUGAGAGAUUUCUGGACCGCCACAAAGAGGUGUCCUGCUUGGUGCCCGAGUCCAACCAGAAGAUGAAAGAUUCCUACCUUAUUCUGGAUGAAUAUAUGCGCUUCCUGAAUUGUAGAAACGGGCGGAAGGAUCCUUCCAAGUCCAUUUUGGAUGUUGGAGUACAAGAAGCUAUAAAAUUCAGCGGGUUUGAUGAAAAGAUGUUUCUGAAGCGAGGAGGAAAGUAUGCAUGGAGCAAGGCAGAUCUGAAGCUGGACUGGUAAAGCUGGGAGUGGAUCAAGCCUUCAGCCCACCUGGGGCGACUCUUCCUAAGACUCCAAGUGUCGUGGCCAUUGUGAGCAGUGAUUCCUAUGGGCAUUUCUCCAUGGCCCCAAAUCUGACUUCCUGUGACACAGCUAUCUGAUUAUCUGUGGUGACUGAACACAUCAAUAUCUUGGGUCAUUGAAAUCCAUAGAUAAUGCAAAAUAAUACCUUUAGUUAAUUAGCUUAUUUUGGAUUUAAUGUUUUUUGAGCAGUGUGCACUGUAACUCCUGCAUUUCCAUUUUGAAGUUAUUUUUCCAGUUCUUUUAUUUGAUACAGUUUUUUUUUCUGUUAAAUAUCAAGAUGCCGAUUUUCACAUCUGGAAAAAUUACUAAGUAUCUCACCUGAUUAUUUCUCCUCCUUGGUAUCCUCUUCCCUUUUCUGGCUUUACACCAUUGCAGUCUUGAAUUUUGUACCCAGAAGUUUAGAAAUAGUUGACAGUUGUUCCAAAAUGAUAAUCUUAUCAGUCUUCAAUAAGUGGCUAGAAGGAGAUAAUCAAUCUGCCCAUGCUUUGCACGCCCGGGGCCCACACUGACUAGUCCUGGACCAUCUGCUGUCUCUGUUGGUCACCUUUCUCUUCCAAGGUUCUUAGCAAAAUGAAGAUACACUUUGCAUUUCAUGAUGAAGCUGACAUGGAGUCAGGGCUUGGGUUGCUUUGUGAACCUAUUGCUCAAGCCGCAUGAAUCCAUCAAGCAACAAUAUGUGGGUUUAUUUAAAUAGGUGGCUGUCCCCAUGUCUCUGAAAAGUGACAGCUUAUUGGAUUGGCAUGAGUUGCUCUGGAAAAUCACCGGGCAGAUAAGAAAUGGAUGAAGACUCUAGAAUGUACCUGGAUUUUAUGUAAGUGAAGCCAUGUUACCAUAGAAUAUUUUUUAAUUAACUCUGAACCACUUGGAAUAAAAAUAUAAUCUAGGUCAAUAUGAGAAGAUACAGUAUCUUCCCUUUCUACACCCAGGAAAAGGGCUUGAGGGACAACGUCAUUGAAACUGGGUCAGGGAACAAAAUCCUCUCCUGUGGAACUAUCACGUGCAGCUUGUUUAUGUACCUUAGGCAGUAUCUCACUGCCGGGAAGAUAAUAAUCCCCUAUCACUGUUUCAAAAAAAGCAAAAUCAUGGAAAAUUUUUUGCCCAUGCAAAGAAAAAUGUUAAUCCAGCCGCCAUUCCAGAGUCGACCACUAGAUGGCAUUUCAGUGUUGCCUGAUUGCCCUGGGCGGCUGAAACGGCACUUCGUAAACUGUUUUCAAGGCCUGGUGAUUUUGAAAGUUUGGUUUUGUAAUAAUUUUUACUCAGAAAAGAUAUUCCUACUUCAAAUUGUGAGUCUCUUUAAUUCAACUGAAAUAUUUUUGUGUCCCAUUUUAAACAGAAUAGGUUGUCAUGAGUUUUCCAUUUUAUAUUGUUUUAUAGUUUUAUAGUUUAAAGAGAAAACUGAAUUAGAAAGCUUUUAUCCCAUAUGGGUUUUGAUAGUAUCUAAGAUAUAAUGACCUUAGUAUAAUCAAUACAAACAUAAAAGAGCUUUUUUACUUAAUAUGAAUGCACUUUGCUGAUCUUCACAUUAUUCAACUAGAGUCAGUUCCACAAACAAGAUCAUGUAUGUGAAAACACUGAAGGCGUUGCAUACAGCAGGUGCUCAGUCAUUAUUAUUUGAAGCAAAAUCUGAAUCUGAAGCUCAGCUCCUUCUGGGUUGGAAUGAAUUUCUCUCCAGCUGAAGAAAAAUACUUCUCUUUCCCCAAAGGGCAGUACAACACAAAACUGAAAGCUGCACUUGAGAAAUCAGCAUUUCUAGCUGUUAUUCUAGCUGCAUUUUCCAGCCGUUUUUACGUCACCAUUCCUCUUUCUUAUGUAAUUUCUGGAUUUGAACAUAAUAUUCAAAAUGUUUGAAUAGUUAUUUUUCUUAAGAGGGGGAUAGUAGGGACAUUUAGCAUUAGAGUAAAACUCAAAUUUAGUUUUUAUAUCACGUUGCUUUAUUUUUUCAGUUGUAAAUGAGUUUCAGUUUUGUGAAACAUAUUCCUUUUUUUAAAAAUGGUAAUUUAAUGGAGGUUAUCUCAAUUGAAGUUGAGCGUGUAUAGAAAAUCUCAGAUUUUAAGGAAAUAUAUAUAUUUAUAUAUUUGUCUCCAUAUGUAAUACUCUUGAAUAUUGGUCUGAUGUGUUGUAAGAUGUUUUCUAAUAUAUUAAAAUAUUUUUAGUGGAUA